AUUUCAGCAGCAGCGGGAAGUACCUGGCGUCGUGCGCCGACGACCGUACGGUCCGGCUGUGGAGCACCCGGGACUUCACGGCGCGGGAGCACCGCUGCCUGCGGGCCAACGUGGGGCUGGACCACGCCGAGCUGGUCCGCCUCAGCCCCGACUCACGGGCGUUCAUUGUUUGGCUGGCAAAUGGCGAGACUGUCCGUGUCUAUAAAAUGACGAAGAAGGAUGAUGGCAGCUUCACCUUCACUGCAGCUGCUGGGGACUUCCCGAAGAAGCACAAGGCUCCUGUCAUUAACAUCGGAAUUGCAGAGACAGGAAAGUUUAUCAUGACAGCUUCCAGCGACACGACCAUCCUGAUCUGGAGCCCGAAGGGGGAAGUCCUGGCCAGCAUCAACACCAACCAGAUGAACAACGCCUACGCCACGGUGUCGCCCUGCGGGAGGUUCGUGGCGUCCUGUGGCUUCACCCCCGACGUGAAGGUGUGGGAGGUGUGUUUUGGCAAGAACGGAGAAUUCCGGGAGGUGACCAGGGCUUUUGAGUUGAAAGGCCACGCCGCUGGCGUCCACGGCUUCGCCUUCUCCAACGACUCGAGGAGGUGA
This is a messenger RNA of Leptosomus discolor (cuckoo roller), 593 nucleotides long. NCBI's taxonomy places the organism in Eukaryota, Metazoa, Chordata, Aves, Leptosomiformes, Leptosomidae. The record is from RefSeq and is a predicted model, not a curated record.